AUGUCGGGCGACAACUACCAACGCGAUGUGUCGCAGUACAAGUACUCGGCAAUGUCCAACCUGGUCCUCCAGGCGGAUCGUCGCUUCGUUACGCGCCGGACCGACGAGGCCACUGGGGACCCAGAGUCUUUGGCAGGACGACUUUCAAUACAGGAGAUGGGCGGGCGCGUUGCUCGGGAUGCUGCGCCAAAACAAAAGAGAUCACACAUUCCGGCUGUGGAAAGGGGCCCAAUUCGGGAAGGUGACGAUAUUCUGCGGCAGCAAAAGAAGAAAGGCGCAGAUGUAUCGAGAGGAGGUGGCAUCCUGUCCGGUGCAGAGGCUCUGGUCGAAGGCCUUAAGUAUCGACCGCGGACUCAGGCGACACGAGCGACAUUCGACUUCAUAUUGACCAUUGUGGCCAAGAACCUUGGCGAUGUUCCUCAAGAGGUCGUGCGCAGUGCUGCCGACGCCGCGCUGGAGUAUCUCAAGGAUGAGGAUCUUAAAGACUUUGACAAGAAGAAGGAAAUUGAUGAUCUCCUCGGCACAUCUCUAAACCCCAAGGAAUUCAACGAGCUCGUCAACCUCGGCAAGAAAAUCACGGACUACGAUGCGGAGGAUGAGGAUGAAGAGAUGGACGGUGCUGAUGAUGACCAAGAGAUCGAUGAACGCCAGGGUGUUGCUGUCGCAUUCGAAGAGGAGGACGAAGACGGAGAGGGUAUCCUCAACGAAGUUCGAGACGAAUCAUCAGAAGAUGAAGACGACGAGGAUCGUCCUGGCCUUGACGAGGAAGCCACGGCGGGAGGUGCCGCGGAAGACAGGGAUGACGAUGAGGCUGGCCUGGCCGAUGGCGAUGCGAUGGUCAUCGACUCAGCUCCAGCAGGCAAAGCCCAGAAGAAGACUCAGGAGACGAACUACAUCCCAGCUUUCCAGAUAGAUGCGUUCUGGCUGCAACGGCAAAUAGGCCGCAUAUACCCAGAUGCGCACAUACAGCACGACAAGACGAUACAGGCUCUGCACAUCUUGUCGGGCGAGCCAGACGUGGAAGGGAGCGAAGAGAGGCAGCUUAGAGAGAUCGAAAACGAUCUCAUGGAACUUUUCGACUACGACCACCAUGAAAUUGUACAAGAGCUCAUUUCCAACAGGGAAAAGGUCGUAUGGCUCACCAGGAUCGCUCGAGCAGAGACUUCUGAAGCUCGUGAGACGCUCGAACGCGAAAUGGCCUCUGAAGGCUUGCAGUGGAUUCUUGAUGAGCUUCACGGCAAGACUGGCGAGGAGAAGAAGGGCAAGUUGGAGAUCAAAAUGGACCUCGAUCAACCCGAACACAAACAGGAGCCGAAGCCAGAGCGUCCCGAGGGCCAGCUCAUAGGCGGUCUUCAACCCAAGAAGCUCAUCACCUUGGAUAAUCUCGUGUUCGAUCAGGGAAACCACUUGAUGACGAAUCCCAAGGUGCGACUUCCGGAGGGUUCUACCAAGCGGGCCGGUAAGGGCUACGAAGAAAUACACGUCCCGCCGCCGAAAAAGCGCAGCGACCCAAGCGACAACCUGGUGCCCAUCUCUGAGAUCCCGGAAUGGGCGCGCGAACCUUUCAAAUCCGUCAAGUCUCUCAACAAGAUCCAAUCAAAAUGCUAUCCAUCGGCUUUUGAAGACGACGGAAACAUGCUUGUUUGUGCGCCCACUGGGUCCGGAAAGACAAAUGUUGCAUUCUUGGCAAUGCUGCGAGAGAUUGGCAAACAUCGGAAUCCAGAGACAGGAGAGAUUGAUUUGGACUCGUUCAAGAUCGUCAGCAUCGCGCCUCUGAAGGCUCUGGUCCAAGAGCAAGUCGGCAACUUCGGAACCCGGCUGGCUCCUUAUGGAAUCAAAGUUUCCGAGUUGACUGGGGACCGUCAACUUACGAAGCAACAAAUAGCCGAGACUCAAGUUAUCGUCACCACCCCCGAGAAAUGGGAUGUCAUAACUCGCAAAGCGACCGACACAUCUUACACUAAUCUGGUACGCUUGAUCUGCAUUGAUGAGAUUCACCUUCUUCACGAUGACCGUGGACCCGUCCUUGAAAGCAUUGUCGCCCGCACGAUUCGAAAGACUGAACAGACUGGAGAACCUGUGAGAAUUCUCGGUCUGUCAGCAACACUGCCAAACUACAAGGACGUCGCCAGCUUCCUUCGGGUCGAUCCGCAGAAGGGUUUGUUCCACUUUGAUGGAUCAUAUAGGCCUUGCCCCUUGCGCCAAGAGUUCAUCGGGGUGACAGAACGGAAGGCCAUCAAACAGUUGAAGGUCAUGAACGACGUCACCUACAACAAAGUCUUGGAGCAUGUGGGUAAGAACCGGAACCAAAUGCUCAUCUUCGUGCACUCUCGCAAAGAGACGGCAAAGACUGCCCGCUAUAUCCGUGACAAGGCACUAGAGAUGGAUACCAUCAACCAGAUACUCAAAAGCGAUGUUGGAAGCCGAGAAGUCCUCCAGGAACUGUCAGAUUCAGUAACUGACAAGGAUCUCAAAGACAUCUUACCCUACGGCUUCGGCAUUCACCACGCUGGUAUGAGCCGAGCUGACAGGAGUGAUGUAGAGGCGCUCUUCGGGGAUGGACACAUUCAAGUGCUUGUCUGCACAGCCACGCUUGCUUGGGGCGUCAAUUUGCCUGCGCAUACGGUCAUCAUCAAGGGGACGCAGGUCUACUCGCCAGAGAAGGGUAGCUGGGUGGAGCUUAGCCCGCAGGACGUCCUUCAGAUGCUAGGACGUGCCGGGCGACCUCAGUACGACACGUUCGGUGAGGGUAUCAUCAUCACCUCGCAGGGGGAGAUGCAGUAUUAUCUUUCCCUCAUGAACCAACAAUUGCCCAUUGAAAGUCAACUUGUCAGCCGUCUGGUCGACAAUUUGAAUGCGGAGAUUGUGCUUGGUAACGUGCGCUCUCGAGAUGAGGGUGUGGAUUGGCUUGGCUACACUUACCUGUUCGUGAGGAUGCUGAGAUCACCGGGUCUCUACAGUGUUGGUGUCGAAUACGAAGAUGACGAGGGUUUGGAACAAAAACGGGUUGAUCUCGUACAUUCUGCAGCCCACGUUCUCCGUAAGGCGAACCUCAUUAAAUACGACGAGAAGAGUGGACGGAUGCAGGCGACUGAGCUGGGACGAAUCGCUUCACAUUAUUAUAUCACGUACGGCUCCAUGGAGACUUACAACACGCACAUUCAGCCAUCUAUCACCAACAUUGAGCUUUUCCGAGUAUUUUCGCUCAGCUCUGAGUUCAAAUACAUACCCGUCCGCCAAGAAGAGAAGCUGGAACUGGCCAAAUUACUAGGACGGGUCCCAAUACCCGUCAAGGAGAGCAUCGAAGAGCCUCACUGCAAGAUCAAUGUCCUUCUGCAGGCAUACAUUUCUCGCCUCAAGCUUGAUGGCUUGGCUCUGAUGGCCGAUAUGGUGUACGUCACACAAUCUGCAGGACGUAUCCUCAGAGCUAUCUUCGAGAUCGCGCUGAAGAAAGGUUGGGCUUCUGUGGCGAAGACAGCAUUGAACCUAUGCAAGAUGGCAGAGAAGCGAAUGUGGCCCACAAUGACACCGCUGCGACAAUUCCCCAACUGCCCGAGGGACAUAGUGCAGAAGGCAGAGCGGACCGAGGUUCCCUGGAGCAGCUUUUUUGAUCUGGAUCCACCACGAAUGGGCGAGCUGUUGGGGAUGCCCAAAGCUGGCAAAAUUGUCGUUGGGCUUGUGAACAAGUUUCCAAGAGUCGAAGUGCAGGCGCAGAUCCAACCGCUCACAAGAUCCAUGCUUCGCGUUGAGCUCACGAUCUCGCCCAAUUUUGAAUGGGACGAGGAAGUACAUGGUCUUGCUGAGAGUUUCUGGAUCCUUGUCGAGGACUGCGAUGGCGAAGAGAUCCUUUUCCACGACACUUUCCUUCUCCGCAAAGAUUACGCCGAAUCGGAAUCGAACGAGCAUGUCGUCGAGUUCACAGUGCCAAUCACCGAGCCCAUGCCCCCUAAUUACUUCAUCUCCGUUGUCUCUGACAGAUGGAUGCAUUCCGAAACCCGUGUUGCAGUCUCAUUUCAGAAACUUAUUCUGCCUGAGAAGUUCCCACCUCACACCGAACUUCUCGAUUUGCAGCCUCUGCCACCAUCUGCUCUCAAGGUGAAGGAGUAUUCUGCUCUAUAUCCCCAAUGGACACACUUCAACAAAAUCCAGACCCAGACCUUCAACACUCUAUACGCCACAGAUAACAACGUCUUCGUAGGCGCACCGACAGGAAGCGGCAAGACUGUGUGUGCGGAGUUCGCACUUCUCCAUCACUGGUCCAAGCCUGAUGCGGGUCGCGCUGUGUACAUCGCUCCAUUUCAAGAGCUGGUAGACAUCCGGCUUCAAGAUUGGCAGAAGCGUCUGUCUGCGCUCAGAGGGGGCAAGGACAUCAUGAAGUUGACUGGCGAGACGGUAGCUGACAUCAAGAUCUUGGACGCCGCAGAUCUAGUUCUUGCGACUCCGACUCAAUGGGACGUUCUUUCUAGACAGUGGAAGAGGAGGAAGAACGUGCAGACUGUCGAGGUUUUCAUCGCGGAUGAGCUACAGCUCCUGGGUGGCUCCAUGGGCUACGUGUACGAAACCAUCGUCUCGAGGAUGCACUAUAUCCGGACUCAGACGGAAUUGCCAAUGAGGAUAGUCGGUCUUGGUGUAUCACUGGCUAACGCAAGAGACAUUGGAGAAUGGAUUGGGGCCAAGCAGCACGACACCUACAAUUUCAGCCCACACGUGCGGCCUGUGCCGCUGGAGCUUCACAUCCAGAGCUACACAAUCCCUCACUUCCCUUCACUAAUGCUGGCAAUGGCACGUCCGACCUACCUUGCCAUCACUCAAAUGUCCCCGGACAAGCCCGCACUAGUGUUCGUUCCGAGCAGGAAGCAAACGCGCGCGACCACUCGUGACAUUCUCACUGCUUGUUUGGCCGAAGAUGACGAGGACAGAUUCCUCCAUGUCGAUGUGGAGCAGAUCAAGCCCCUCUUGGAGCGUGUCAGUGAAGAAGCACUAGCCGAGGCACUGUCCCACGGUGUAGGCUACUAUCACGAGGCUCUCAGCACCGACGAUAAACGGAUUGUCAAAUACCUUUACGAUAACGGCGCCAUUCAAGUCCUGGUCGCAUCUCGCGAUGUCUGCUGGGAGCUCGAUUGCACCGCACAUCUUGUCAUCGUGAUGGGCACACAAUACUUCGAGGGUCGUGAGCACCGCUACGUGGACUAUCCUGUGGCCGAGGUGCUGCAAAUGUUCGGCAAAGCUCUGAAACCGUCAAAGGAUGGUCGCGGCCGCGGCGUGCUCAUGCUGCCCGGUGUCAAGAGGGAAUUCUACAAGAAGUUCCUUAACGAGGCUCUUCCGGUCGAGUCCCAUCUACAUUCGUACCUGCACGACGCUUUUGUCACCGAAAUUAGCACUCGGAUGAUAGAGUCUGGGGACGACGCAAUCGCCUGGAUGACCUUCACUUACUUCUACCGCCGUCUUCUGGCGAACCCCAGCUUCUACAGCUUGACGAACACUACAGAAGAUGGGCUUAGUCAGUAUCUGUCCGACCUUGUCGAAACGACACUCAGGGAACUCGACGAGUCCAAGAUCAUUGAAUUUGAUGAGGAAGAUGGCUCGGUGACGCCUCAGAAUGCUGCCAUGAUUGGUGCUUAUUAUAACAUUUCCUAUAUCACCAUGCAAACGUUCUUGCUCUCCCUGAGCGCCCGCACGAAGCUUAAGGGCAUCCUCGAAAUUGUCACCUCAGCCACCGAGUUUGAGGCAAUACAAAUUAGGAGACACGAAGACGGUCUACUUCGUCGCAUCUAUGAUCGUGUGCCUGUCAAGAUGGCACAGCCGGACUUCGACUCGCCUCAUUUCAGGGCGUUUGUUCUGCUGCAGGCUCACUUCUCCAGGAUGCAGCUUCCGAUUGAUCUGGUUAAGGAUCAAGAAACAAUCAUCUCCAAGAUUGUAAGCCUUCUCAGCGCGACGGUUGACAUACUUUCAUCAGAUGGACACCUGAACGCCAUGAAUGCCAUGGAGAUGUCCCAAAUGGUUGUCCAGGCGAUGUGGGACCGCGACAGCCCAUUGAAGCAGAUACCCCACUUCACACCGGAAGUCGUCAAGGCGGCAAAUAGUUUUGGAGUCAAGGAUGUCUUCGACUUCAUGGAAGCCAUGAACCCAGAAGAGAACCCGCAAUAUGGCGAAUUGGUUAAGGCUAUGGGUCUUUCGCAGAAGCAGCUGGAAGAUGCGGCCAAGUUUACCAACCAAAAGUACCCUGACGUCUCGCUCGAGUUUGAGGUCGAAGACCCAGAGAACCUCCGCGCUGGCGAGGCAUCGUACCUCAACAUCCAAAUCGAGCGUGAGGUUGAGGAGGGCGACGAAGUCGACACUGUGGUCCACGCACCGUUCUACCCAGGGAAGAAGCUGGAGAACUGGUGGCUUGUGGUCGGCGACGAGAGCACCAAGACGCUCCUCGCGAUCAAGCGCGUAACUGUUGGCCUCAAGUUGAAUGUCAAGCUAGAGUUUACAGUACCAACUCCCGGCAAGCAUGAACUCAAGCUCUUCUUGAUGAGCGACAGCUACAUUGGAGUCGAUCAGGAGCCCAGCUUCGAGGUGACGGUUGGGGAAAGCAUGGAGGUUGAUGAGGAUGACGAGGACGAGGACGAGGACGACGAGUAG
Molecule: messenger RNA, 6627 nt
Organism: Diaporthe amygdali
Lineage: Eukaryota; Fungi; Ascomycota; Sordariomycetes; Diaporthales; Diaporthaceae
Exons: 1
Coding region: 1-6627 (2208 amino acids)
Cellular component (GO): nucleus
Molecular function (GO): ATP binding; nucleic acid binding
Source: RefSeq, a predicted model, not a curated record